Messenger RNA from Loxodonta africana (African savanna elephant), 10909 nucleotides. RefSeq names its product GPRIN family member 3 (gene GPRIN3). NCBI's taxonomy places the organism in Eukaryota, Metazoa, Chordata, Mammalia, Proboscidea, Elephantidae. The record is from RefSeq and is a predicted model, not a curated record. Gene Ontology annotation, biological process: neuron projection development. The transcript is spliced from 2 exons. Gene Ontology annotation, cellular component: plasma membrane. Bases 7266 to 9620 code for a protein of 784 amino acids.
GUUGGGAAAAUAACAUCAGCAGCAAGCGGGGGAUAAAUUUUGGGAAUUGACUGAUAGAGACCAGUGAGGACAAUGUUGCUUUGUUGUGAGAUGUGAUAAAUUGUUAAGUCUGGUGGUUAUAGAAGUGGAUUUGAGAGUUGACAAUUAAAAGAUGUUUUUUUUAACUUUCUAUCUUCAUAUUCAGUCAAUUCCUGAAAUGUAGACAGAAAAAUAGAAAUAAAUGAAUAUUUCUUAAUCAUUUUUAUUGACAUUUUGACCCAGUUUCAUAGGGUUUGGCUUUAGGUAUCCUUAGAUUUAUUGUUUGAGCGGUAUGUUGUAUAAGGACCAGUUUCUAAAGCUACAAGGAAUAGGAAAGAGGGGAAGAAAAAAAAAGAAAUCAACUGAAAAACAGGAGUCAGAGAGUCUGGAAAAUGUAACUUAAGUAAACUUUAUUUUUUGGCCUAACAGGCAGCACUUUAAAAGUAUUUCUCAGCUGUUGACUUUGAAAAAUAAUUACUUUGCCUACUUUGGAGCUUGUAGACAGCCAAGAUGGAUAAGGAAAUUAUGGUUUCCUUUAACUUGUUGCACAGCCAGGCUGACCUACUUCUGUAGCGAAGAGCAGAUGGAAAGAGUGUGGCCAAAUUCAUCAUCACUGAUAAAAAAGCUUCAGGGUGUACGAUCAAUUUUGCCUAGGUGAGAAGCACCAGCUUUUAAAUUUUUAUUAUUUUUCAGUAGGUAACACAUUCAAAGAGUUUAAAAUUCAAAAAAGCACAAAAGAAUAUGGAAUGAAAAUCACUCAUUCAUCCUGUCCCACAGACAGCCCGGUUCCCCCCAGUAGCAAUUUCUUAUUUAUCCUUGCAGAGUUACUUUAUGCAUAUGCAGCAAAAGAUACAUUUUUCCCUUUUUAAUGCAAAUAUUAGCAUACUACACACACUGCUUUGCAUGUUUUUUGUUGUUGUUCUUCUUUCACUUAAUAUAUUUUAAAGAUGACUCCAUAGCAAUACAUAAAGAACAUCCUCAUUAAUAAUUAUGGCUGCCAAUGGCACAGUUUGUGCUCUACUGCUAACCUAAAGUUUGGUGCUUCGAACCCACCCAGUGGUACUGCAGAAGAAAAGUCCUGGUGGUCUCCUUCUCUAAAGAUUACAGCUGAGAAAACCCUACGGAGCACAGCUCUACUCCGUAACACACGGGGUCACCACGUGUCAGAACUGACUUGAUGGCAUCUAACAACAACAACAGUAUUCCACGGUAUAAUCCACAAAACUAAUCCCAUCGCCAUCGAGUCACUUCUGACUACUAACAAUUUUGUAGCAACCCUAGUGGCACAGUGGUUAAGAGCCUGGCUGCUAACCAAAAAGUUCAGCCGUUUGAAUCUACCUUGGAAACCCUAUGGGGCAGUUCUACUCUAUUCUAUAGGGUCGCUGUGAGUUCCACGGUAUAGAUGUACAAUAAUUGUUUUAACUAAACUCCUAUCAACGGGUCUUGAGAAUGCUUCUAACCUUUUGUUAUUUUAAUCAUGCUGCAAUGAAAAACCUUGUAAUUAGCACUUAUAUAGAUUUAUUCAUAAGGUUAAUACCUAAAUAAAUAAUAUACACAAUCUGGCCAAUAGCUGAGUCAAAGAAUAUGUGAUCUUCUAUUUUUGACAUGUAUUGACAAAUUGUCUUCUAUAGUUGUUUUGUUAAGUGCCGUCCAGAUAGUUCAAGUCAUAGCACCUCCACGAACAACAGAACAAAACAUUGCCCGGUGCUGCGCCAUCCUCACAGUCGUCGUUUUGCCUGAGCCCAUUGUUGCAGCCACUGUGUCAAUCCAUCUAUUUAAGGAUCUUCCUCUUCUUCGCUGACCCUCUACUUUAUCAAGCAUGAUGUCCUUCUCCAGGGACUGGUCCCUCCUGAUAACGUGUCCAAAGUAUGUGGAGCAAAGUCUCACCAUCCUUGCUCCUAAGGAUCAUUCUGGCUGUACUUCUUCAAAGACAGAUUUUUUUCAUUCUUCUGGCAGUCCAUGGUGUAUUCAAUAUUCUUCACCAACACCAUAAUUCAAAGGCAUCAAUUCUUGAAUCUUCCUUUUUCAUUUUCCAGCUUUUGCAUGCAUAUGAGGCAAUUGAAAAUACUAUGGCUUGGUCAGGUGCUCCUUAGCCCUCAAAGUGACAUCUUUGCUUUUUAACAACUUAAAGAGGUCUUUUGCAGCAGAUUUGCCCAAUGCAAUACAUCAUUUGAUUUCUUGACUGCUGCUUCCAUGGUUAUUGAUUGUGGAUCCAAGUAAAAUGAAAUUCUUGUAAACCUCAAUAUUUUCUCCACCUAUCAUGAUGUUGCCCUAUUGGUCCAAUUGUGAGAAUUUUUUGUUUUCUUUAUGCUGAGGUGUAAUCCACGCUGAAGGAUAUAUUCUUUAGUCUUCGUCAGUAAGUGCUUCAAGUCCCUUUCACUUUCAGCAAGCAAGGUUGUGUCAUCUGCAAAUCCCAGGUUGUUAUGAGUCUUCCUUCAGUCCUGAUGCCCCAUUCUUCUUCACAUAGAUCCGCGGCUCUGACUGGUCAGCAUACAGUUUAAAUAAGUGUGGUGAAAGGAUACAACCCUGACGCACACCUUUCCUGAUUUUAAAUCACGCAGUAUCCUCUUGUUCUAACAACUGCCUCUAGGUCUAUGUACAGGUUCCUCAUGAACACAAUUAAGUAUUCUGGAAUUCCCAUUCUUAAGAAUGUUAUCCACAAUUUUUUAUGAUCCACACAGUCUAAUGCCUUUGCAUAGUCAAUGACAGUUCCCUCUCGCUGUAUGCUAUAACCACAAAAUUUUACUUGCGUGAGAUAUUAAUGAUAUUGUUUGAUAAUAUCUGCAUUCUGUUGGAUCACCUUUCUUUGGAAUGGGCACAAAUAUGGAUCUCUUCCAGCCAGUUGGCCAGGUAGUUGUCUUCCAAAAUUUUUGGCAUAGACAAGUAAGCACUACCAGCCCUAGCAUCUGUUUGUUGAAACAUCUCAAUUGAUAUUUCAUUAAUUCCUGGAGCCUUGUUUUUCACCAAUGCCUUCAGUGAAGCUUGAAGUUCUUCCUUCAAUACUAUUGAUUUUUGAUCCCAUGCCACCUCCUGAAAUGGCUGAACACCCACCAAUUCUUUUUGGUACCCAACCAACCCCCACCAGUGCCCUCAAGUCAUGGCACAGUGACUCUGAAUUCCUUCCAUCUUCUUUUGAUGCUUCCUGGGUCAUUUAAUAUUUUCCCUAUAGAAUCCUUCAAUAUUUCAACUCAAGGCAUGAAUUUUUUCUUCAGUUUUUUCACCUUGAGAAUUGCUGAGCCCGUUCUUCCCUUUUGGUUUUCUAACUCCAAGUCUUUGUACAUUUCAUUAUAAUACUUUAUUUUGUCUUUGCAAGCUGCUCUUUGAAAUCUUCUGUUCGUCUCUUUUACUUCAUCAUUUCUUUUGUUCACUACAGCUACUCUACGUUCAAGGGCAAGUUUCAGAGUCUCUUCUGACAUCCAUUUCGGUCUUUUCUUUCUUUCCUACCUUUUUAAUGACCUUUGCUUUCUUCAUAUGUGAUGUCUUUGAUGUCUUCCCACAACUUACCUGGUCUUCAGUCAUUAGUGUUCAGUGCAUCAAAUCUGUACUUGAGAUGGUCUCUAAAUUCAGGUGGGAUAUACCCAAAGUCAUAGAUGGACUCUCGUGAACUUGUAAUUUUCUUCAGCUUCAACUUGAGCUUGCAUAUGAGCAAUGAUGGUCUGUUCCGCAGUCAGCCCGUGGCCUUGUUCUGACUGAUGAUAUUGAGCUUCUCCAUUGUUUCUUUCCACAAAUGUAGUCAAUUUGAUUCCUGUGUAUUCCAUCUGGUGAGGUCCAUGUGUGUAGUUGCCAUUUACGUUGUUGAAAAAAUGUAUUUACAAUGAAUAAGUCGCUGGUCUUGUAAAAUUCUAUCAUGGGCUCUCCGGCAUUGAUUCUGUCAACAAGGCCGUAUUUUCCAACUACUCAUCCUUCUUCUUUGUUUCCAACUUUUCCAUUCCAAUUGCCAGUAAUUAUCAAUGCAUCAUGGUUGCAUGUUAGAUCAAUUUGAGACUGCAGAAGCUGAUAAAUAUCUUCAAUUUCUUCAUCUUUGGCCUUAGUGGUUGGUGAGUAAAUUUAAAUAAUAAUCAUUCAUAUUAAUUUUGGGUUUUAUAGGCAUAUGGAUGUUUCUGACAGAAUUGUACUUCAGGAUAGAUCUUGAAAUGUUCUUUUUGGUGACAAAUGCAACACCAUUCUUCUUCAACUUGUCAUUCCUGGCAUAGUAAACCAUGUGAUUGUUCAAUUCAGAAUAACCAAUACAAGUCCAUUUCAACUCACUAAUGCCUGGGAUAUUGAUCUUUAUGUGUUUUAUUUCAUUUUUGAUGACUUCCAAUUGUCCUAGAUUCACACUUUGUACAUUCCACAUUCCUGUUAUUAGUGGAUGUUUAUAGCUGUUUCUUCUCAUUUUAAGUUGUGCCACAUCAGCAAAUGGUGUUCCUGAAAGCUUUAUUUCAUCCAUGUCAUUAAGGUCAGCUGUACUUUGAGGAGGCAGCUCUUCCCCAGUUGUAUUUUGAGUGACUUCCUACCUGAGGGGGUUCUCUGUAGAAGUUGUACAAAUUUGCACUCUCAUAGGUAAAGUAUGAGAUGCACUCUCCUUGACUUGAGAGCAGAAUGCCAUAUCUGUAGGGUAUUUGCUUUGGUGUGGUCAGAAUUAAAAGGAAGAAAUUAUAACACUGAGUUCAUUGAAAUUAUAACAAAAGGAAUUGCUUUCAUUCUAAGGAUGUUUCUUUUUAUUAAAGAUGAAUACUGUAGAUCAGUGGUUCUCAACUGGGGGCAAGCCACCUCCCGCCUCCCCUUGGAAAUAUUGAGCAAUGUCUGCAGACAUGUUUGAUUGUAAAACUGGAGGGGAGGAAGAUGAAAUUAAUGAUUUGCUGGAGCUCCUCAAGGACAUGAAUGUGUCUUAUUUAUACUGUAUCCCAUGUAUCUGGAACAAAGAAGGCACCAGCUUAUUAAAUGAAUGAAUAGAUGUUAACAGUAGUUUGUAAUUGUCCAUGUGUGAUUUAAGGGAUUAUUUAUUUUAAAUCAAAGACAAUUCUUUUUUACUCUUAUUUGCUUCACUUAUAAUUUCAAAUGUCCAUUUUUCUUUAGACUUACAAAGGCAAUUUUUCUAGCCUACAAAACUGUUGUACAAGGAAAUGUCAAUUGAAUAAGAAAUAUCGGCCUUCCCCCUGACUGAAACUUCUUUAAAGAGUAGUUUAUUACCACAGCGUUAGGCACUUAAUUAUAUACUAUCUCAUUCACUUAUACCUUCUUAUUGAAUUCAUCUUGUCUCCUCAAAUGGAUUGAAAAUCUAAUCAAAGCUUUUAUGUACCUCACGGUGCAUAACUUAACGUUUUGCAGACUGUAAAGCAAAGCAGUGACAGGUUGUUUGAUUCUCAUUCUUUUUUAUCAUAACUCACAGGUGAAAUUGAAAGGAGAUCUUGACCUCAGCAAAGGAACUGCUCAUUCUCAAGAGCCUAAAAAUAAUAAUAAUAAUAAUGCAUUGCCUUCUAGCUGAUUCCAACUCACAGCGACCCUAUGCGACAGAGUAGAACUGCCCCAUAGGGCUUCCAAGGAGCUGCUGGUGGAUUCAAACUGCUGGCCCUUUGGCUAGCAGCUUGAGCUCUUAACCACUGUGCCACCAGGGAGCAGAGCACCCUAAAUUCUCUGAGGAGUUCAGUUCCUCCUUAAAAUAGCAAAAGUGUGGCACAACAGAAGAUAUAGAUCACAAGAUCCUAGAAGUUUACUUCAUAACUUUGCCUUUUCCCAACUUUCUCUGUGCUCCCUAGGAGCAGAAGAGCCCAACUGACCACUGCUCCCUUUUCAUAUCCUUCCAUCAACCACAAAUACCACCACCAGAUGCUUUCCCAUCAUUCAGUAUGAUUAAAGCCUUAGGUGUGGGAACCAGAGGAGAGAAUUCUUACUGGUUUCCGACAUGAGCAAAAAGCAGAAAUCACUAAUAAGCUUUCAGCCUCCUGCUGGGUAGCAAGAGUCUCCAACUUAGGUGCCAACCUCCACAGCUGUGAACUGCCUCUGCCAGGAGAAAGCAGGUGGAGUGGAGGCCUGGUUUUAAGGAGAAACCAGAAGGGGUUUUGGGGGAAGCAACAGGAUCAGCAAGGUCAGGGAGGAACUAAGCAAGGACAAGAAUACUUGCCUGUAAGACUAAUUUGGUGCUAAAUAUAAAAAAAAUACCCUGCAGAAAAUUGGGAUGCAGGCAAGCUUUAAUCAUAGCUAACACAGAAUUUUAAAAUGCAAAUGUAAAAAAAAAAAAUGCCAAUGAACUACUUAGUUUACCUCUAUUAGCUUGUUGUUUAACCACCAUUUAGCCCUCAGAUUCUUUUGCAUUCUCUUUGCAUUUAAAAUAAGCUUGCAAUUGAAAUCCUUCAAAGCCCAGCAGUAAAGGGAAGAAAAUAUUCAGCUUUAAUUAUCUGUCUGGCAAGGCAAGUAGAUGAUAGGAACCAGCUUGAUGAGAGAAGGUAAAAAUAACAAAACCUAAACAUUCCAAAGGCAUUUUCUCUCCAGAAGGCCUCAAAUUAAAAAAAAAGAAAAGAAAACUUAUUUUAGGAAUUUUUCAGCCGCAGCUUUGACGUUUGGCCAUGAAUUAUCUCCACAGAUGGGGAAAUUGAGUUCUUAAAGGGUUAAUUUCUGAAUCAUUAAUUUACCAGAGAGAGAACCCAAAAAUCCACAUCUCUCCCAAGAUCUUCUAAAAAGAAGAGAGCUUGUUUUUAUGUUAAUUUUCAAGUUAACUAAAAGUUACUUCUUUAAAUGAUCGUCUUUAGACUGGGCAUUGGGGGACAUAUAUAGAAAACUAAUUUAAAUGUUGGACCAUUUAAGAUGGACUCUCUAGAAUAUAUAAAGCAAAAAUUCUGCCUUCUUAGAUAAUGAUGCCAAAAUAAUAAUUUUUUAAAACAGUAAUAACUCAUGAUUAAGUAUCUGUUAUCUUCCAAGAACCACGCCAAGUGUUUAACUUACAUUAGUUCAUGAAAAUGUCCCUAGGUGGUGCAAACGGUUUGUGCUCAACUACUAACCAGAAAGUUGGCGGUUCAAACCCACCCAGUGGUGCUGCAAAAGAAAGGCCUGGGAAUCUGCUGCCGUAAAGAUUAUAGCCAAAAAAACCCUAUGAAACUCAGUUCUACUCUGUAACACACAGGGUCACCAUGAGUUGGAGUGACUGGAUUACAACAGAUUGAUUCUUCCGGGGAAUCAUCCCUGACUGUGUCUUCAUUGCGAGCUACAACUGUUUCCUAGUUCCACACAAUUCGAGGGAAAACUCUGCAGUUUUCCUAAAGAGAAAUUCCAUGGGGACUGUACCUGACCCUCUGAGAUCGGCUAAAACUUCCCUGAUUGCUGCUUCUGGAAAAGAAGAGGACCUAGGAGAGGUGAGAUCUGCAGCAUCUCAGCACAGACCAGCUCUCCUGUGUAAGAAUACCAAUGGCCUUUCAGGGGCUCCUGCAGAAGCAGUCCUCAGUCCCAGGGCAGUGGCUGAGGCCCUAAUGCAGGCUUGUGAGCAUGAGACCACCCAGCCAGACAUGUCUGCUCCUUGUGUCUUCAGUGAGGUGGAGAAAGCGCUUCCUACACUCAACUCUCCUGGUAACCCCCAGCAGCCAGGAAGCAGCAUGCCCACAGCACCAGCCCUCAGUUCCACAGCAGGAAAGGAUCUUACACAGGUGUCAUUUACCAUGCCAGCCAAUCAGUGCACCAACCAGGCCACCUUGGCUGACCAGCUCCAGGCCAGCCUCUCAUCUGUACCUGAACACCCCCAAGUGAAGUCACAGAGAACCUCAGGUGGAGAGCAACUUGAGAAGUCAGGAUGUCCUGCGGAAGACAGCCCUGGCAGCAGCAAAGAUCAAGUGCCCUAUGAUUUUCCUUCUCAAGAAACAAUCCAGGGAACGGUGCAAACUCCAAAUGCCGCAACCCCAGUGUGCAGUCACUCAGCCUCUCCUGUAAGUGAACCUGAAGGGAAGAGGCAGCAAGCCAGUUGUGACUCUGAGCCAAGGUCUUGUGAAUCUCCUGCUAGGGAAUUCGGGUGUUCAGAAAACAAACAGCCCUUUCUCAUUGCCUCAGACCCCCUGGUCGUGUCUUCUGUGACGCCUCAGCCAUUCCACCUCUCCAGCGAAAGUUCAACAUUUCCUCCAGACCCAGAGAAGUUGCUGCUGCCAGCAAAGCAUCAGAGGUCAAGGUUCAAAGAGGCAAGCACAAUGACCAACCAAGCUGAAAGCGAGAUCAAGGACACUACCAACAGGACUUGGCAAGAUGCGGAGGUGCAGGCAGUGGCAAGUGUCAAGAGCAGAUCAGUCUCCACCAGCCCCAGCAUCCUUGCUGCAUUCUUAAAAGAAAACCCUACUCCUAAGCGUUUUGAACAAGAGCAGCUGCGUGUCAUCUGCCAUGGCAGUGGCAGCGGGAGCCACACAUUGGAGCUGUCUGACAGCAUACUAGCCCCCCAGGAGGUGAGUCAGAGCUGUGGCAUUGUGCCAGAGGUACACAUCCAGGCAGCUGCAGCUGGUUCCACAGCUUUGCAAAGGGAAAGUAAAUUGAUGAGCUUACCAGACAAGGUCCUUCAAGCCUCACCAAUCAGUGUGGCAUCCAAUAAUGCUCAAGAUACAAGUAAAGUAGAUGGGAAGUCAGCAGGAAUGACUCCAGAGAGGAAAGAUCCAAUCUCUAAACAACUUUCAGGUACUAAUUCUAGCUCCCUGAAAGCUAGCCCUAUCAACCAGAUUUCUAUCUGUACAGGUAGUCAAGAUGAAAUAAGUCAUGGAUUGCAGAAAUCUGAAGCCAAGCCAUCUGAGUUUACUGUGAAAACCAUCAAUGACCCCCAAGCAGAUGCAGAUUGUAAACUACCCAACUCCUGUGUCCCAGCCAGCAAAGCUGAGCAGCCUGAGAGCUUGGAUCCUGCUGAGAAAGGAGGUGCAGGGGAGCGAAAACCUUCGUCUCCUCAGACAGUAAAACAACCAGAGUCUGCUGGCACUGAUACCCUGGGUGAAAAGGAAAAGGCAGAGGCCAAAACCCUACUGCUCAAUCCCAAACCUCAAGAAAAUGGAGACACAGGAUCAGCUGCUAAUCCCACUCCCUCCUCCCUGAGAAAGAGCCAGGAGAGCGCCUUAGAAGAAAAUAAACAAACCAAGGCAGCCACAAGCCUGAGUCUGCCUUCUGAUUCCAUGGGAGACUCCAGCCCAGGUUCUGGCAAGAGGACCCCUUCUCGCUCCGUCAAAGCCAGCCCCCGCCGGGCCAGCCGUGUCAGUGAGUUCCUCAAAGAGCAAAAGUUAAACGUGACAGCAGCUGCUGCUCAGGUAGGACUCACCCCAGGAGAGAAGAAAAAGCAGCUUGGCGCCGACUCCAAGCUCCAGUUGAAACAGUCCAAACGUGUCCGAGAUGUGGUGUGGGAUGAGCAGGGCAUGACCUGGGAGGUGUAUGGUGCUUCCUUGGACCCGGAGUCCUUGGGUAUCGCGAUCCAGAACCACUUACAAAGGCAAAUCAGGGAACAUGAGAAAUUAAUCAAAGCACAAAGCAGCCAGUCCCGGAGAUCCAUUUCCUCAGACACUUCUUCAAAUAAAAAGCUCAAAGGAAGGCAGCACAGCGUUUUCCAGUCCAUGCUGCAGAACUUUCGACGCCCCAACUGCUGCGUUCGCCCUGCCCCUUCAUCUGUGUUAGAUUGAAAGGGAAGGCACAUGGGAGCCCAUGUAUACAUUUAGGGUAUUCAUAAGUGUUGAUCUGCUUGAAAGCUUACUUAUAUUGUUUUUCUGAGCGACCUGAAAGAGGAAGAACCUAUGAAUAGAAAACAAGUAUUAAAUACAGGAAAUUGCUAUUAAGAAAUUUACGUCCCUUCGUCUGGGACCCCAUAAAUCAAAAUGUCAUUUGAAUUUGAAAGAAAGAGAGAAGAGAAGCAAGUUUCACUGGCUGUUUACAGACUUAAUUAUGUGGAAAUAAUAUUCACUGGGUUUUUGGGUUUUUUUAAUAUGAUACUGCUUAUAGAAAUAGCAUUAUCAUACAUGCGUCAUUUUGUAUUACUGCCUCAAUUCAUCACACUAUGGUAUUUCCAUUAAAAUCCUUGCUUUAUAUUAGAAAUAGCAACAACACUAUUAGCAAAACACUGUUAAAAUUUCUAGUCCUAUUGCAAUAAGGGAGCCCUGGUGGCACAGUGGUUAACUGAAAAGUCAGCAGUUCAAGCCCACCAGCAGCUCCGAGGGAGAAAGAUGUGGCAGUCUGUUUCUGGAAAGAUUACAGCCUUGGAAACUCUAUGGGGCAGUUCUGCUCUGUCCUAUAGGGUCACCAUGAGUCGAAUCAACUGGCUGGCAAUGGGUUUGGUGUUUUUUUGUUGUUGAUGUUGUUGGCUUUUUCUUUUUUUCUGUUUUUGCUUUAUUACAAUAAGAAUGUUAUUACUGCACAAAAUUCAAGUAGACAAUAAGGAUAAAAUGUAAAAAAUCAAAACAAAUUUGACUCAUUUCUGGGUGAAAUGACAUUAAAUAAAAGCAUUUAGAUGAAUAAAAUGCCAAAUAUCAAUUAAUAAUUUGUAAACCUGCAGAUAACCCUUUUUACAAACCUUAUUAUAAUAAAAACCAACCAAACCCACAGUUGUCAAUUCCAACUCAUAAAGACCUUGUUAUAUCCAUUAACAAAUACAAGAAAGCUAUAUUAUAAAAAUUAGCUAAGCUUUUGAAUAUGAAUACCACCUCUAUAAAACACAGAUUUAUAGAUACAGAUCUUUCUCCAUUUAAGGCAAGGUGCAUCUCUGUGAUUUUGACUUGUUUUUUUAUUACUCUAUAGGAAGCGCAUGGGACUGAAUUUUUGAAAAGAGUGAUCAAGUUGGUGAGAAUACUAAUUUUUAUGUUAUAUGAUUAUUUUCCAGUAACAUUCUAUUGAGAAUGUUAAGGUUCUGGUAAGGAAUUAUAAAUAGGCAACUACCAAACACUCUCUCUUCUGUAUUAAAAAAAAAAAAAAAAAAAAA